GCUGCCCGGAGCAGCAAUGCUUGCCCCAAUUGCAAUCGUGUGAUUGAGAAGAUUGGCGGGUGUGAUGUCAUGAUGGGUGGGGCUGAUGCCCAUUCUGCAGGGCCUUCUAGUCGGGAGGGUUGCGGGCGUGAAUUCAAUUGGUCACCGGCUCGUCCUUACCAACCCAGCCUGCGUGAAACAAAAAGACCUCCAGGAUUCUCGGCGAUUGUUUCGUGGCUCGAAAGCACAGAUGACUUCUCAUCCCAAGAAGCAGUCCGUGCUGCCUGGGAAGCUUUAGAAGGUUUGAGCCAAGAAGACCGACGUUAUGCUUUUGCCAAUGCUGUAGCCUGCAUGUUCUUGAAGGGUCAGCAGCAGCCGAUCUUGGCGCAAUCCUUGGUGUCCAAUCGAAAUCUGCAAACAGCCCUGGGCUUUGAUGGCCAUCCAGGUUUUGCUAGAGUAGCUUCGGUGCUAUGCGAUGCCUCCCAAGUGGACACCUCAACGAGUCUGGCAGCAAGUCUGCUGUUGGGUCGUGGCUGGGAGAGCGUGGGCAGUUCUCAAGAAACGCUCAAAAACACCGUGGCGAACCUUUUGGUGGCCAUUCUGGGAGGUCCUGACAACAACCACUCGAGUAUGCUCUUGCUGGAGCCCUUGGCCAUGUUGAACACCUUCCCUGUGGGCUUUGUCUUUGGAGCUAUGCCUGGCCCCGAGGGUUACCAUUUCGAUUGCGGUUGCGCCUUAGAUGCUCAAGGGCGGGCUUUUGGAAACCGACCGCACAUCAAUGAAGUUCAACCCUGUGGGUCGGAUGUGGCCGAGUUUGCUUGCAGCUAUGCCAUGAACUUCGCCCUUCGCUGCUUCGGGUGCGUGAGUGGCUGCCAGCAGCUCUCUGAGGAAGACCGAGCCCUCUGUUUCUUGGAUCUCUUCCACCAGUUUCGCACUUUGGCUUCAAUGAGAGAGCUAUGGAAGGGCCUCGACCAAGUGGUGGGCAAUCUACCACAACUUCGGGAGGAAGCCUUGCAGGUUUCUCAGGCCACUGGGCUCUGCAUUUUUUUGAAAACGACGUCAAAAGCCUUAGCACUGAUGCCUUUUGAAGAGAAGAACAAGAACAAUUUGGACUAA
Durusdinium trenchii is the source of this 1095-nucleotide messenger RNA. The record is from the annotation of a GenBank genome assembly. NCBI's taxonomy places the organism in Eukaryota, Dinophyceae, Suessiales, Symbiodiniaceae.